This is a messenger RNA of Daldinia vernicosa, 1452 nucleotides long. Its product is annotated as Fcf2-domain-containing protein. Gene Ontology annotation, molecular function: RNA binding. The record is from RefSeq and is a predicted model, not a curated record. Gene Ontology annotation, cellular component: nucleolus. The coding region runs from base 275 to 922 and encodes 215 amino acids. Lineage: Eukaryota; Fungi; Ascomycota; Sordariomycetes; Xylariales; Hypoxylaceae. Gene Ontology annotation, biological process: RNA processing. The transcript has 4 exons.
CCGGAAGGCUCUGACGGGUAACUCUGUUGUCUUAUCGAUAGGCUAUGCUAGUCCGGAGUACACAGUUAUAUGAUUAGGUAAUAUGGUAGGUACGUACCUCCAUCUUAGGUACAGGACGUAGCCACAUAAGAGGCUAACCAGCCACAUAAGCCUAGCCACACUGCACUAAGACAAUUUUUAUUAUCUUUUCAAUGGAGCCCGAACUUUUUUUUCUUCCAUCUUUUCAAGCUUUGAGGACUGACCAUCCUGUAAACGAACUGUGCUGUUGCCCACCAUGGCAGAAACAGCAACCGCGGAAUGUCUCUCAGAUGAUCAAAUCGAGCAGCUUCUUAGAGAAGCUGAGGAAAGAUUGAAAGCAAAACAUCAAGGACAAGAUGAGAAAGCUGUUGCCGCACCCAACAAAUCGGACGUCGCAAAGGCCUCCAAACCAGAUCCCUCAGCGCCGAAGGUAGCCUCUCUAGUCUCUUCCAAGGACAAAUCAAUGUCUGAAGGGUUGUCGGUAAGAGUACCCGAGGUUCGGCGGCCAAAACAAGAAAUGGCUGUCAAGGCGGAUGCUGGACCCUCGUGGUUUAAUCUCCCCCGGACUGAUCUUACUCCCCAACUCAAAAAGGAUCUACAAUUACUACGCAUGCGCGAUGUCCUAGACUCUAAACGAUUUUACCGCAAGGAUAGUUCUAGAGCUUUAGUACCGCAGUUCUCUUCAGUCGGGACUAUAGUUGAGGGCCCGACCGACUUCUUCAACGCUAGGUUAACCAAGAAGGAGAGAAAGCGUACUCUUCUCGAGGAAGUCCUGGAGACCGAAGACGCCACUCGGAAAUUCAAGAGCAAAUAUGGCCAGAUACAAGACGUAAAGACGAGUGGUAAGAAGGGCCACUACAAGAAGAUGAUGGAAAAGCGAUAUGGUCGUAAGGGCCGAGGGUGAAUACUGGAAACGAGGGAUCAAUGCCCUUGCUGUGCGCAAAGUGCUACGCAUCCUAGAUGCCCUUAAACAUGUUCUAGUGUUAUGGAAACGCAAUAAGCGUCCAUCAUCAGCAUUCUGGAUCAUGUUAAUUCCAGCAGCUGAUGCGGCUUAAAAGAAGCGUACAAUAACCGGUAAGAAUGUAGAGACAUUUUCGCGAAAUUAAUCGCUUGUGCUACGUCUUGACCUAAUGGUAGAACCAUGUUACUUCAAAUUAGGUUGACGUACUUAGGUAUACUAGAUGGUCUGAAGAUUGGGUCCUUUGAAAUAAAAGCAACCAACCUGAAGAUUCCGUCGAGAGGAUAAGAGACCUUAGAUAGUACUUGAGUGAGUUAGACAAAUCAGAAUCGAUAAAACAUCAUACAAUACUUUAGGUAUUAUAUUAGUUUGUAUGUCUAUCAGAUGAUUAAGAGUCUCUUUGGAAUCAUGAUUGCUUUUGCCAUCUUGUUUAUCUCUGUGCUUGCGUGUUGUCAGCAUGCUUGAUGUCUCUGAAC